Molecule: messenger RNA, 837 nt
Organism: Dendrobium catenatum
Lineage: Eukaryota; Viridiplantae; Streptophyta; Magnoliopsida; Asparagales; Orchidaceae
Product: mitochondrial outer membrane porin-like
Exons: 6
Coding region: 10-837 (275 amino acids)
Biological process (GO): monoatomic anion transmembrane transport
Cellular component (GO): mitochondrial outer membrane
Molecular function (GO): voltage-gated monoatomic anion channel activity
Source: RefSeq, a predicted model, not a curated record
CGUGGGAUUAUGGGUCCAGGUCUCUACUCCGACAUCGGCAAGAUGGCCAGAGAAUUGCUGACGUGGCCUUAUUCAUUAACACAGAAGUUCACCGUCACAACCCACACGGCAAAUGGAGUUGCCAUCAUUGCUUCAGGUACAAAGAAAAAUAAUUUCCUUUCGGGUGAGAUCCAGUCACAGCUGAAGAACAAGAAUGUUACAGUUGAUGUGAUAGCGAAUUCAGAAUCCAAUGUUUUAACCACAUUUACUAUUGACAACCUUGGAAUACCUAAGUUAAAAACGAUACUCAGUUGUGUUCUUCCAGAGAAAAGGCCUUGCAAGGUUGAGGUGCAGCACUUGCAUGAAAUUGCUAGUUUUACUACUAGUAUUGAAUUGACUGCCAAUCCCAUCAUUAACUUUUCUGGAGUGAUCGGUACCAAUAAAAUUGCUGUUGGUGCUCAUCUAUUACUGGAUACAACUAUUGGAGAGUUAACCAAGUACAAUCUUGCUCUUAGCAUCACCAAUGCCGAACUCAUUGCUUCAUUGCAUCUUUACAACCAAGGAGAUUUUCUGAGUGCAUCCUAUUACCAACUUGUGAGCCCACUCACAAACACUGCAGUUGGGGCCGAGCUGACCCACAAUUUUCCCAACAAUGAGAACACACUCACCUUUGGGGCCCAGCACUCACUGGAUCCUCUGACAACAAUCAAGGCUCAAGUUAACAACUUUGGCAAGGCCAGUGCACUCAUCCAGCACCAGUGGAGGCCUAAAUCUUUAAUAACUCUCACUGCUGAGGUGGACACAAAGGCAAUUGAGAAUAGCUCCAAGGUUGGGCUCUCCCUUCUGCUUAACCCUUAA